GCUCGCUUACUCGCGUUCCUCGAGCUCGCAGUAAUAAGUGGAUGACCUUUCCGCGCCGUGUUAUGUCUCCACGGUGAGGGAUUGGGGCUCGCAGAUAAUAAAGGCCGAGCCGCGUGCCGAGCGCCUCUCAGUCACCGACGGGCGCGGAGUGGCGGGGAGGCCGCCGGAAGCCCAUGUCAAAGCGGACGGACACCUGUAGCGCGGCUGCAGAGCAGAGCGAGCCACUCGCGGAGCCACGCCACGCGGAGCUGCUCUCUCCUCACCUCUCCUGUCCUCCACGCGUCUCGCCGCGUAGAGGAGAGCGCUGAGGUGCCGCACGCGCACACGACACGGCCAUGCUCGCGCUCUGAACUUCAGCUCUCAGUCUCUGUGUGUGUGGAUAUUGUUGGAAAGCUGCGCUGAGGUGAGGUGAGCUGAGCUGAGCUGAGCUACACGUCCUCACGCGUUGCCUCAUCCCAGUUGCCAAGUGAGUCUUUCGCGUAACUUGGCCGACAAGGUAUACAAAUGCUCUCCGUCCAGCCAGACACGAAGCCGAAGGGCUGUGCUGGCUGCAACCGCAAGAUCAAGGACCGCUACCUGCUGAAGGCCCUCGACAAGUACUGGCACGAGGACUGCCUCAAGUGCGCCUGCUGCGACUGCCGCCUGGGAGAGGUGGGCUCCACACUCUACACCAAAGCCAACCUCAUCCUCUGCCGGCGGGACUACCUGCGGUUGUUUGGCGUGACAGGGAACUGCGCAGCUUGCAGUAAGCUCAUCCCUGCCUUUGAGAUGGUGAUGAGGGCCAAAGACAAUGUCUACCACUUGGACUGCUUCGCCUGCCAGCUCUGCAAUCAGAGGUUUUGUGUGGGAGACAAAUUCUUCCUGAAGAACAACAUGAUAUUGUGCCAGACAGACUACGAGGAGGGCCUCAUGAAGGAAGGAUAUGCGCCCCAGGUCCGCUGAAGCCCAGCCUCCGACCCACCUCCCCCCCCACCCCAGACAACGAAGAAGUAACUACAAAAGAGGACCUGCAAUCAGAUGUCAAAAGCACUAAUACCUUUUUAUCAUCCGCCCCAUAUGUACAUAACCCCUGCCUUGGGGAUCUGCUGUAUAGAGUGGCUGUAGAAAUUGGACACAAUUCAGGCGAAGAUCCCCCUCCCCCCCCAUAAGGUCACACUAGACUGAGUGGGAUGUUUUAUUCAAGGAAUACUCCCCGCCGCAUCUCCCUGACCCACCCCAGGCUAUGAUCUCUCACCACCUUCACCCUCUGGCUCCCAGUGCCAACAACGCCUUAUCAGGGGACCCCACCCUGCACCCCAAGCACUGUUGGACACCCCCGUAAGCCCUGAUGACAGCACCCUCUUGGGAUGAGGAAAAGGACGAACGAUUCAAACCAAAUGGAGAUGUUAAUGUAAGCGUGAUCACAACGGUGAGAUGGAGCCACCUUAAGAUCUCAGGUUGAAAGGGGUUUCUCGUACCUGUCCUCCCCAGUCCCCCCAACACAGUUUUUUCCUUGCUCUGCUCUGAACUGACAUAGAUUUGGGACCGGGAUUCUGAUGCCCUGGCCGUUAACUAGAUGGGGCAUAAUUUUCAUUGUGUGGGUCUACCUAUUUAGCAAAUUUUAUGCCUGUCAUUUCUCUGCAUUGGGAAUUCAUGAUCUAUAAGUAUUCCACAAAUGACUGAAAAGAGAGUAUGAGAGUUUGUUUAAUAAAUGUAUUUAACUGAUAUGCUUUCAAUCAAAAGUUUGCAGGUACUUGAGCUUAAUUGCUGUCCCUCGCAGCAGAAGGCCUUAUUGGAAUGUCACUUGAGAACAACAUUGUCAGUAUUAGACCAGCUUGCGAAUGUGGUUGCCUUAAGAUACGGCUUGUCCCAUGCCGCAGGUUAGCAUUACCGCGGUACGCCUGUGGUCCAAUGGGUAGCGUCACCUUUUGCUUAUGGUUAAAGGAGCAAUUCGCCGCUAAACCCGCAGACCACUUGGUUUGACUUUAAACCACUAUGUCGAAGAGUCACUUUCAUAACAUACUAAACCAGGCAACCGUUUUGCAAAAUCUGAAGACCAAUUGAUUCUCACUUUGAAUUGCAGUUGUAUAUACAAUUUGUUUCUUUGCUUGCUAUUGUAUAAUGAUUUCUUUUUAUGUGUCAGACAGCAUGAAAUGUUUAU
Molecule: messenger RNA, 2140 nt
Organism: Scleropages formosus (Asian bonytongue)
Lineage: Eukaryota; Metazoa; Chordata; Actinopteri; Osteoglossiformes; Osteoglossidae
Gene: lmo3
Product: LIM domain only 3
Exons: 4
Coding region: 505-942 (145 amino acids)
Biological process (GO): positive regulation of transcription by RNA polymerase II
Cellular component (GO): nucleus
Molecular function (GO): DNA-binding transcription factor binding; transcription coactivator activity
Source: RefSeq, a predicted model, not a curated record